Xenopus laevis (African clawed frog) is the source of this 7965-nucleotide messenger RNA. It is a transcript of the gene dennd4c.S, whose product is annotated as DENN domain containing 4C S homeolog. Gene Ontology annotation, molecular function: guanyl-nucleotide exchange factor activity. The record is from RefSeq and is a predicted model, not a curated record. NCBI's taxonomy places the organism in Eukaryota, Metazoa, Chordata, Amphibia, Anura, Pipidae. The transcript is spliced from 33 exons. Gene Ontology annotation, cellular component: cytoplasmic vesicle; cytosol. Bases 206 to 6085 code for a protein of 1959 amino acids. Gene Ontology annotation, biological process: regulation of Rab protein signal transduction.
AGCUACCACUGGGGGGCAGCAGGGAGGCUAAUGCCGGAAGUAUUCUGCUUCUCGCCAGUGACGAUCAUGGCGCUAGCGGCACCGUUCCCUGCCGUGGUGUCGGUAUCAGGAACGCUUCUGCAUCGCUAACUUUGUUUGUAUUGAAAGUGACCUGAGCGACAUCUUUUCAAGUUGUGACGUUUACGUUCAGCGCUUCCUCGCAGACAUGAUGGAAGACAAAGGGCCUCGAAUAGCGGACUACUUUGUUGUGGCAGGACUGACGGACACCUCCAAGCUUUUGGAUCAUGACAUAUGUCGGAUAGAAACCAAGACAGUAGGUCCCAAAGCUCCAAUCACUGACAUUGCUAUUAUCAACAAGACAGCUGGAGAGACAGUGCCAGAGGGCUACACAUGUAUUGAAAUGACACAAAGUGGAUUGCAGGCCAAUCUGAAUCAUGGAAGCUUAAAGAGUCCAGAAAUGUUCAUCUGUUACAGACGAGAGAAAGGGAAACCCCCAUUGACAGACAUUGGUGUUUUAUAUGAAGGGAAAGAGCACCUGUUGAAAGGCUGCGAGGUUAUCCAGGCUACACCGUAUGGACGCUGUGCGAAUGUCAAUAACAGUUCAGGUACCUCCAUGAGGAUAUUUUUAACUUGCCGCCGAUCUCUACCGGUCCGCCUUCAAAACUCCUUGGCAGUAACUGACAUUUGUAUAAUCAUCAGUAAUAAAGGAGAGACACCACCCCACACGUUCUGUAAGGUGGACAAAAACCUCAACUGUGGAAUGUGGGGAUCCAACGUUUUCCUGUGUUAUAAGAAGUCUGUCCCUGCAUCUAACGCCAUGCCUUAUAAAGCAGAUUUGAUUUUCAGAUAUCCAGAGGAGGAUUAUAAAUCAUUUCCUCUUCCAGAGUCUGUGCCACUCUUUUGCCUUCCCAUGGGAGCUACUAUUGAAUGCUGGGACCCACAAAUCCGACAUCCUUUACCCGUUUUCUCGACUUUUGUACUGACUGGUUCCACAGCUGAGAAGGUUUAUGGUGCUGCAAUUCAGUUCUAUGAGGCUUACCCACGUGAAAUGUUGUCUGAAAAGCAGAUGAUUCAGUUAGGGCUGAUCACAGCUGUGGAGAAGAAAGUGCUCACCUCCAAAACUAUCACCUCCAAGAAGUGCAUAUGUUUGCUCUCUCAUUGGCCUUUCUUUGAGAACUUCCGCAAGUUCCUUAUGUUCAUCUACAAGCUCUCUGUGUCUGGUCCUCAUACCCUUCCUAUUGAAAAACACAUAUCACACUUUAUGAACAAUGUACCCUUCCCAUCACCACAGAGACCAAGAAUCCUUGCUCAGCUUUCUGCUCACGAUGCCUUAAUACUGUCUCAGCCUGUAGCAACGCCGUUGCCUCUAAGCGGAGCAAAUUUUAGUACCCUCCUUAUGAAUCUAGGACCAGAAAACUGUGCUUCUUUGCUGCUGUUCGUUCUGCUAGAAUGCAAGAUUCUCCUUCACUCACUCAGGCCAGCAGUUCUGACUGGAGUCGCUGAGGCUGUAGUAGCUAUGAUUUUCCCUUUUCAGUGGCAGUGCCCAUACAUCCCCCUGUGCCCGUUGUCUCUUGCGGAUGUACUUAGCGCACCUAUUCCCUUUAUUGUGGGAGUGGAUUCACGAUACUUUGCUUUGCACGAUCCACCUCAGGAUGUUGUUUGCAUCGACUUGGACACAAGCAUGGUUUACACGUCUGAAGACAAAAGGAAUUUAAGCUGGAAGCAACUUCCCAAGAAACCAGUGAAAAACCUUAUUGGUGUCUUAAAAAAGCUUUACCUCCGGCUCUCUUCAGUUCACCAAAAGUCCCAAGAAGAAUCAGCUGUACUGAUGACCCCAAUUGAGGCAGACUUCUCAUGGCAAAAGAAAACAAUAGAUUUGGAGAUGGAAAUUCAAGAGGCAUUUUUACGGUUCAUGGCAUCCAUACUCAAAGGUUACAGGACCUACUUGAAACCCAUAACUCAGGCACCAUCCAACAAAGCUACUGCUGCAGAUUCGCUGUUUGACCGUCAAGGGUUUCUGAAAAGUAGGGAUCGUGCACACAUGAAAUUCUACACUUCACUGACAAAAACCCAGAUCUUCAUCCGCUUCAUUGAAGAAUGCAGCUUUGUCAGCGAUAAGGACACCAGUUUGGCCUUCUUUGAUGACUGCCUUGAAAAGUUGUUUCCUGAUAAAGGAGUGGAAAGAGGUGAUAAGGGGGAUUUGGAAUUCCCAGAAGACACUCGUCUGAUUGAGCUAGAUGACUCACAGAAGAGCGAGCACACCGUAUUUAUAAUGCCACCUGAGCCUCUGCCUGAAGAUGGACCUGACCCUCACCCAAAAUAUAGCUACAAAAGCUUUCCAAGACUAGACUACGCUCUUUUUGACCAAACACGUGAUCAGUACCUUUCUUUCAAUGGAACCGCUAAAGGUAGCCGAGCAGCAAGCAGCCCCACAUUUAUUGGGAAAAGGACAAAACAGGAAAUCAAAACAGCUCACAAACUAGCUAGAAAAUAUUUUAGCAAUGAUCCUGCUUGGUCCAAAUGUCUCUUCAGCCAGUGCUUUAGCUUGUGGUUUGUUUGCCUGCCUGUUUACAUCAAGGUAUCACAUUCUAAAGCACGUGCACUUCAAAAAGCUUAUGAUGUGUUGGUUAAGAUGAGGAAAACCGAUGUAGAUCCAUUGGAUGAGGUGUGUUACAGGGUAGUAAUGCAGCUGUGUGGCAUUUGGGAAAACCCUGUUCUAGCAGUGAGAGUAUUGUUUGAGAUGAAAAAUGCUGGGAUACAGCCAAAUGCAAUUACCUAUGGUUACUAUAAUAAGGUUGUGUUGGUCAGCCCAUGGCCAAGCAGUAAUCGCAGUGGAAACUUUCUGUGGACAAAAGUUCGCAAUGUGGUGUUUGGUUUGGCACAGUUCCGAAGGGCAACAAAGAAGUCACAGACAUCUUCUGAGGACUCUUCAGCAUCAGCUCUUCCAAGUUCCGCACAUGCAAAUGAUGGGGAGGCUGUAAGCCAUCAAAGAGAGGAUAAUUGUAAUGAUUCUAACUCUGGCGAGCACACCCUCUUCGUGCGUGAUCUAAUCAGAAUUGAUUCCACUGAUAACCAUUCUAGCACAGAGAGUCCAUCUAAUAAUGACUCCAAAGGCGAAGUCGAGACAGAUGGUGCUGAAGGUGGUACUGAGCAGAAAAAUAACGCAGAAGCAGAUUGUAAAGCAAAACUGAAGCACACGCCAAACUGUGAUGAGCCCUCACUUUCCUCUAUGGAUGCGACAGUAUCUAGCAGCGGAGACCAUCCCGAAAAAUUACUUUCAACCUCUGAGGCUCCAAGUCCCCCUGAAUCACCUCCUUGUGGAAGCAGCAUUGUUAAAGUUCCUUCAGGAAUUUUUGACAGCACAGGAAGGAGAAGCAGUAGCGGAGGUGGGACUGGACUGUUAUCUCCGGUUUUGGAUGUUGGGGAAGACCAUGUGUUUUGCAGUGAAGGUCAAACCAAGAAGUCCAACGAGAGAUCUCAGAAGAGGCAGAAAAUGUUUUCUGAGCGAAGCUGUAGUUUUAGUGCAGAGAGCCGAGCAGUUAUGUUGCUAAAGAAAGGCAGUCUUGAUUUAACCACUAAUGAAAUAGCCAUAAAAAUGGGAGCAGAUGCAAAAAUACUUACUGCAGCUCUUUCAAAGACAUCACCACCACCACCUCAGCAUGUCAAGAACCAAUUCUGCUUUGAAGGUAUAGAUGACCAUUCUGUCUAUCAGAUAUCUGAUAGCACAACUUGUGAACAAACUGAAGAACCUGAGAAAGCCACUGAGAAGCUAACAGCCUCUCAACUGCAAGGGCCAUCUGAUCAGUUGGAUACAGUGAAAGAGGAAAGCACGGUGGAUGCUGGUGACUCUGGGGAAGACCGCAUUGCUCUCAGGGAUACUCCUAAACUUAAAAGUGAGCUAAAUAAAAGGCAUAGUUUCUAUGGUCUAACCAAAGCAGUAGAACGAGAAGGGGUAGAAAAGGGUCUUGACCCUCUAUCUUUACUGGCUUCGCAGACCGUGGAAAAAGAGCCAUCACCAUCUGAGGAAAAGCACAUUUCACCUGUUGUUGCACGUAAUCUGGCAGAUGAGAUUGAAAGCUACAUGAACCUGAAAAGUCCUCUUGGCUCCAAGUCUUCCAGUAUGGAGUUAGGAGGACAAGACUUAGGAAGUGGAUCUGGGAACCACAACCAAGCUGGCCUAGAGCGGCGCUCUAGCUUACCUGUUGACUCCUUUCCUCCAUCAGAAGUGCAGAGUGAGAACCAGAAGAACUCCACUGUUUCCAGAUCAAAGACUUUUACUAGCAGUCCAAAGCAUCACCUACGCAACCAAAAGGAACGAUCAGUCUCACUCAAUGCUCUUGUCCGCAGCUCCCCACAUGGCUCUCUGGGAUCAAUGGUCAACUCUUUUCCUGGGCUAAAAUUUGACAGCCUUCUGACAGGACCUAAAAUUGAUGUGCUCAAAUCAGGCAUGAAGCAGGCAGCCACUGUAGCAAGUAAAGUUUGGGGGGCUGUGGCAUCCGCUUAUAGCUACUCUGAUGAUGAGGAGGAAAGUCAGAGUCAGAGAGGUCAGUCUAAUUUUCCUUUAAGACCCGAAGAGCCUGCAAUCAGUGACAAUCUUUCCUUCAAGAUGGCUUCAAAUGGACUUCCUGGCAAUGAGCUGACACAGAGUAACACCAGCCUAGGCAGCAGCAGCAGUGGUGACACAAGCAAGCACAACUAUUUUAACAAUGAAUCUGUACAGGGGAAAGCAUCAAGGGGUCUAGAGUCUGAAAAAUCAGAGCAAGGAUCCUCUCAUAGCACCAGCUUGUCCAGCAUAUUUCAGAAUUGGGCAAUGGAGGUCUUAAUGUCCAGCUGCUCUCAGUGCCGUGUUUGUGAUGCACUUGUGUAUGAUGAAGAGAUAAUGGCUGGAUGGACUGCUGAUGACUCCAACUUAAAUACCACAUGUCCCUUCUGUAAAACCCCCUUUUUACCUCUUCUUAAUAUUGAGUUUAAAGACCUUCGUGGCACUGCAAGCUUUUUUCUCAAACCAAGCAACUCAGGAGACAGUAUUCAUGGCAGUAACCUACGUGUGAUGGCAGAUUCUUCAGAGCAUAAAGUGCAAUCGAACUCCACAGCCAGUGACCUGAUCAACCUUGGAGAAUCUUCCACUACUUCCUACACCACAACAGAGGAAAGUAAUACAGGCACUGAGAAGAGUUCUAAUAGUGUCCAAGCUGAAGAAGAUGGAACCAUGAAAUAUUCAAAGACAAACAAUGCACCAAAGCGAGGAGCUUCAUUGACUAGGAGUAACAGCAUAGGAGGGCCAUUACAAAACAUUGACUUAUCCCAAAGGCCUUCUCAUGGAGUUUCUACUGUCAGUCUUCCCAACAGUCUGCAACAAGUUGUGGAUCCUUUGGAGAAGCGGCACAACCCACUGCCCGUCUCUGUCCCUUACCUUAGUCCCCUUGUCCUACGCAAGGAGCUGGAGUCUUUGUUGGAGAAUGAAGGUGACCAUGUCAUCUACACAUCCACUUUUAUUAACCAGCAUCCUAUUAUCUUCUGGAACCUGGUUUUGUACUUCAGACGUUUGGACCUGCCUAGCAAUUUACCAGGUCUCAUCCUCUCAUCUGAGCACUGCAAUGGAGGGGUGCAGCUCCCGCUAUCAUCUCUAUCUCAGGACAGCAAGCUAGUCUAUAUACAGCUGUUGUGGGACAACAUAAACCUUCAUCAGGAGCCUGGGGAUCCCCUGUACAGCAAAUUUAGAGCUCUAGACAAUAUCAAGAAGAAGGGUUCUCCUAUCCCACAUGAUCAGCAGAUCACCAACAAUUUAUUGGAAAGCAUCACACUCAGUAUCCAGCAUAAUGAUGUCCUUAGGCCUAUCAGCCUGCUCCUUCAAAAAAGCAACUUAACUGGCAAGAGGCAAAGGAGCUUGUAUAGAGAAAUACUGUACCUUUCUUUAGUCUCUCUUGGAAGAGAAAAUAUCGACAUAGAGGCCUUUGACAAUGAAUAUAGAAUCGCUUAUGAAAAACUCCCUCCUGAGAUGCGGCAAAAAAUGCAGAAAAUUGAUCAGCCUCCGAGCAAGAAGGUGGAGUGCUGCAGGAGUAUCUUUGGAGCUCCCCUAAUUUGAAACCAGAUGUAGUCUUAAAAGACUUCUGAUUUGUCCCUUGGAUGGCUCAAGAGCUGUGAUUCGGCCUCUGAAUUUGAAAUCAUUGUAUACACCACAAGUUGCCUAUUAUUUGAUAUCAGUCUUAUCCAGGUAUUUGGACAAGGCAUUUCAAAGAAGAUAUUCAAGGAGGGUGAGACCUUUCCUGUUUAUUUGAUGCCACUUCCUCUUUGGAACAGAGUCCCAUUCAGGUGUCCAACUGGUGCCGCUAUUUAGGGUUAAGUUUAGCGGAGGAGUUUUGCAAUGUGCUGAUUUUUCUGCGUGCAACGGGCAAUCCAGCCGACUGAAGAAAAUGUUUAAGAACCAUAUUGUCUUUGUAAUGCAGAUAUAUAUGAUUUUUGUUCAUCCAGAUGUCACAAAGAAGGGUAUAAUUUAAGCAUUAGUUUUUUUUUUUAAUCAUUUGCUAAUAAGUCCAAUGCUGCAUGGGUUGCCCAUAGCAGUGGGAUUACAAGUGAUUGGUAGAGGGCUUUUAAAGCAUUUUUAAACCAGUUAUUUACACUCCGUGAGCUACUAUGCCUUAUGUUAAGUCUAUUGGUCUUGAUACAGGUAUUUGACCAACUGCUUAAUGCAGCCUUACCUUUUUAAAGGGAAAAUAUGCCUUAUUUACUGAUAGGGUUUAAUUUUACUUUAUUUUCGUGUAAACGUUCCAUAAAAACAUACGGGCUUAGGAUAUGAAACAUAAUAUCUUAUGUGCACAUUUUGUAUUUAUUGGGGGAUGGGUGGGGGGCCUGCCCUACUGUUAUUUUGAAAUAAAACUAGAUUACCGUGCAUAGUCUCCAAAGAAACAAUGUCCCAGUGGCCAGAUCCGAAUGACUGCUUUGUUGUUUAACCAUGCAAAUAUGUAAAAAAUAGUUACAAGCAGUAGGAUGUCAUUAUUAGACUCUAAAAGGAAAAUCCCCUUUUAUCACCAUAUACCAUAGGCCUGCUGUGGUAUCUCAAAAUAGUGUGCAGAUUUCUGCUGUCUAUGAAAGCACAAGGUAAAGAACAACUGCAAACACAAUUUAAGUAUUGUUGAAGACUCCCUGAAUCUAAAAAGUUUAGACACAUAACAGAGAGCUGACGAUAUUACAUUACUUUAUUUGAUCUCGUGUGGUUAACCUGCUGGACCUGUAAAUGAGUCCGAGGCACCUUCUAGGGCUGUUUGUGUCGUUACUGUGAUUUGCACAUCAUUCUGUUUUCAUCAUGCUGCUUAUCUGUCAUGUUUGACAUGCCAACUGGAUUUCAGUUUCCCUUUGUUAAAGCAGUCAAAUCUCUAUAUGAAUUGCAAGAAUUUCUUUCUUUUUUUUAAAUUUAGCUUUGGCCUGGUUUCUCUGUAGGAGUAUGCAGUUAAGAUGUGAAUCUGAUUAUUGCUUUGGCCAUAUCUUUUAAACAAUAUACACUACAUUCUUCAUUCAAUUCUAAGCAGAUGAGCCACUACAGUAAUUUUAGUCAUGCAGUAUAAAGCUAAAAUUGAUGCAAGUUCAGCUUCAGUGAUUUUAAAAUAAUGAAAUGGGGAAAAAAAGGAAAUCUUCUCCACUUUCAAUGGAAACAGGAGGGCCGCUACCCCAGAUUGUUGCCAUGAAGUACCGGUAAGCACAAAUACUUGUUUGAUUUUGCAGAGCAUGCUUACCUAAACACUUGGCCAUUGAUAGACUGUCCCAGUCUGGAGGACUUUUGUAUGGUGCAAGCAUUCUCUUUCUUAUAGAAUAAAUGGUCACAUGGGAGGACAGCUCAAGGUCUGGGCAUGUAAGAAUGUAAAGAAGUCUCUAACCUUGUUGCAGUAUCAUCAUUUAUUUUCUUCUGCUUGGUAGUAUCAAAGGAAAUGUUUCAUGCAUUUUUUAGUGUACAUUUAUGAUUUUCCCAUC